Molecule: messenger RNA, 309 nt
Organism: Helobdella robusta
Lineage: Eukaryota; Metazoa; Annelida; Clitellata; Rhynchobdellida; Glossiphoniidae
Exons: 2
Coding region: 1-309 (102 amino acids)
Source: RefSeq, a predicted model, not a curated record
AUGAAGAAAGAAUUAAUAUUAGUGGUUGGCAUUUUUGCUCUAGUUUGGUUGACUCCAAGUCAGUGCAGUCAGGAACACGUGAGGCCCAUAUUAAUGCACUACAAAUGUGUGUGUCCCGCUGCUUUCAAAUGCCAGAAGGAGUUCAAAUGUUUACGAGACGUCAUGGAGUGUUACUGCGACCAGUGCUCUUGCUUCCCGCCUGGAACGACCCAUCAAGGGAGUGCCAGAAAAAAUUUUCUGACCACGGUAAAGCGUCAGGCCCUGAUGGAUUCUAGUGCAAUGCAACUACGGAAUUACGUUCCAAUAUGA